Molecule: messenger RNA, 2014 nt
Organism: Rubroshorea leprosula
Lineage: Eukaryota; Viridiplantae; Streptophyta; Magnoliopsida; Malvales; Dipterocarpaceae
Source: the annotation of a GenBank genome assembly
AACCAUAAAGCAUAAACCCAUGUUUUGCCUUCAAUCAAAGCAAAGCUAACAGAGCAAAAAAGUAGAAAAUCCUGAUCACCUAUCCCUUUCUCUGUUCUAGUUUGCUUCCCCCAUUUUCUCCUCAUCCUCUGAAUCUCAUAGCAAAAGAGCGACCCUUUUUAAUCCCUUUCAGUGGGCAACAUCCAAUCUCGAAGCCUCUGCUUACAUGCUAUUUGUGCACCUAAGAAGGUGGCUUUGGUACUCUUAGCAUACCUUCUUGCUUCUCCUUGGUCCUCUUUGAGUUUAUAAGAUCGGUGGGUUUUGGUCUAACUCUUCACUUCUUUUGGUUCUUCAGCAUAUCUGGGGAAUUUUGUGCUUUCUUUCUGAAAAUGAGAAAGCUUUAUAGGAAACUGGUGUUUAUGAGAAACCCAUUAUCAAAUGUGAGGAAAAAUGUCAAUUCGCAUUCAGGAAGGGCAUUUAGUGAUAGGAAAUGGAUUAUUCCAUUUUUUGCAAGCUUGCUUGUAUCAAUAAGCUUGUUUUUGUCUACCAUUUUUGGGCUCUUCAAUGCUCCUGAUGGUGGAGAUCAGUUGCCUUUUGAUAUUAUUUCCUUUGCAAAAUCAGAGGACUCAAGUGGGUAUUUUGUAGAAGCCGAUUUAAAGAAAUCUUUUAAUGUAAGUGGCAAUUGGAAAGUGGAAGCACCUAGAUUAGCUUAUCUUAUUUCAGGGACAAAGGGAGAUAGUCAUAGGUUGUUGAGGACCUUGCAGGCAGUGUAUCAUCCUAGAAAUCAGUAUAUCCUGCAUUUGGAUUUUGAGGCUCCCCCACGUGAAAGGUUGGAAUUGACGGCAACUGUGAAGAAUGAUCCAACUUUCCGUGAAGUGGAGAAUGUGCGUGUAAUGGCUCAAUCGAACUUGGUAACUUAUAAGGGUCCUACAAUGAUUGCAUGUACCCUUCAAGCAAUUGCAAUUCUAUUGAAGGAGAGCCUGGAGUGGGAUUGGUUUCUGAACCUCAGUGCCUCAGAUUAUCCACUUGUGACACAAGAUGAUCUGCUUCAUGUUUUCUCCAAUUUGUCCAGAGAUCUCAAUUUCAUUGAGCAUACAAAGAUUACUGGUUGGAAGCUGCACCAUAGAGGAAAUUCGAUCAUUGUUGACCCAGGCCUUUACCUAUCCAAGAAAUCAGACCUUGCUUGGACCACUCAACGCCGAUCACUGCCCACGACUUUUAAAUUGUAUACAGGUUCGGCAUGGGUUGCACUUACUCGGACUUUUGUUGAGUAUUGUAUAUGGGGAUGGGAUAACCUCCCGCGAACCAUUCUAAUGUACUACACGAACUUCAUCUCCUCUCCGGAAGGCUAUUUUCACACGGUCAUUUGCAAUACAGAAGAGUUCCGUAGCACUGCAAUAGGCCACGAUCUCCACUAUAUUGCUUGGGACAACCCUCCAAAGCAACACCCCAUCUCCUUAUCAACGAAAGACUUUGACAAAAUGGUGAAAAGCAAGGCCCCAUUUGCUCGGAAGUUUGCUAAAGACGAUCCUGUCUUGAACAAAAUCGAUAAAGAGCUCCUAGGUCGCAAUGAUACCAGUCGCUUUGCACCUGGAGCAUGGUGUGUUGGGAGCUCAAAAGGAGGCGCUGAUCCAUGUUCUGUACGCGGUAAUGAUUCAAUAUUCAGGCCAGGACCUGGAGCCAAGAGGCUGCAGGAGCUGCUUCAAACAUUACUAUCUGAAGAUUUCCGGCAAAAACAGUGUUCAUGACAAAGGUAGAGGGUUGGAUAAACCCAAAAUGUAAAUUGCUGUAUCCAUAGACCAAACUUACCAUUGCCAUGGUUGGCAGAAUUUUGUUUCAAAAAAAUCUAAAAGUUAUCCUGAAUUUAGAAACAUUUUCUUUUUCUUCUCAACGAUCGGUCUCCUACCAUUGCUGACUCUAGUACCAAAUGCUAGAAGAUUUAGCUCAAGUUCAUUUCGGGUUUUGUAUUUCUUAAAUCCAGCUGAAAUUAAAGAAAACCACAUAACUCGAGCUUAGCGGAGUUGAUACCUCUGUG